Molecule: messenger RNA, 390 nt
Organism: Enterospora canceri
Lineage: Eukaryota; Fungi; Microsporidia; Enterocytozoonidae
Source: the annotation of a GenBank genome assembly
AUGGCAGAAGUAGGAGACAUAGAAGAAAAAGGUGGAGUUCGGACUCAUGGGAGUCGGGUGCUCUUCAUGGACAACAAGAACGUCGAACAGUACAAGGAGAGCAGCCAGCUCUCCUUCUACGAGCAGAAGCUGUACCUGGAAGCAAAAGCAGAGGAAAAUGACGUAUCCUUGCUUCACAAAUUCACUCUGAUUCUGACUGGUGCAUUUUGGCUUCUAUUCAGCAUCACAUUCGUCUGGUUGCACCAGAAACUGUUCAGUAGCAUCGGAACUGAUUCGUAUGAGAAUGCAAUGGGAUGGGCAGCAGCCAGGGACAUUGGAAUUGGCUGUGUUGUUUAUGUGCUGAUUAUUGGGGGAUUGAGACUGUUUUGUAGGAGAAUGAGAUUUAGGUGA